AUGGCCCCUCGCCAGCGUCACUCCACUCACGGCCAGGAGAAGGUUCUGGGCACGAGUCAGCCUGCUGCUGUGGCAGCUGCUGUGCUGGAACAGCCUCCCAAAGUCCUCAAGAAGCUGCUUCACUGGGAGGAGCUCCCCCAUUGGCAGCGCGAUAACCAGCACAUCCAUAGCGGGUAUCGGCCGGCCUCGGCUUCCUUCCUUGUUUCCUUCCAGUCCCUGACCUAUCUUCACAAUGAAACGGUCAACAUCUACACGCACUUGCUGCCAUCGUUGCUGGUCGUGCCGGCGGCCUUCGCACUGUAUCGGGCACUAGCCCCCCGGUAUGAAACGGCGACGCAGGCGGACGUAAUCGUCUUCGGCUGCUUCUUCGCCGGGGCGGCCUUUUGCCUGGGCAUGUCUGCCACCUACCACACGAUCUCAAAUCACUCGCCCAUGGUGGCGCGCAUCGGGAACGCGUUCGACUACGCGGGCAUUGUCGGGCUGACGGUGGGCAGUUUCAUCCCCAGCGUUUACUUCGGCUUCUACUGUCAGCCCGCGCUGCAACGGCUCUACUGGAGCAUGAUCUGCACGAUUGGCCUUGGCUGCGUCGUCGUCUCGAUCUUCCCCCAAUUCCGGACCCCAGGCUGGCGACCGUUCCGGGCGGCGAUGUUUGUCGGCAUGGGCCUGUCAGCGGUGUUUCCCGUGAUCCACGGAUUACGCCUGUACGGGCUGGGGCAGAUGACACGCCAGAUCGGACUCGGCUGGCUGGUGCUCCAGGGUCUCCUGUACAUCCUGGGGGCAGCGAUCUAUGCGGCUCGGGUCCCCGAACGCUUGCGACCCGGCCAAUUCGAUCUGUGGGGAAGCUCCCAUCAGAUUUUUCACGUGCUGGUGGUCUGCGCCGCAAUUGCUCAUCUGACCGGGUUGCUGAAGGCGUUUGAUUACAGACACAGCGGAUUCGCCGCCAGCUGUGCUUGGAGCUGA
Messenger RNA from Aspergillus aculeatus ATCC 16872, 960 nucleotides. RefSeq names its product hemolysin III family protein. Gene Ontology annotation, molecular function: signaling receptor activity. Bases 1 to 960 code for a protein of 319 amino acids. NCBI's taxonomy places the organism in Eukaryota, Fungi, Ascomycota, Eurotiomycetes, Eurotiales, Aspergillaceae. Gene Ontology annotation, cellular component: membrane. The transcript has a single exon. The record is from RefSeq and is a predicted model, not a curated record.